Cariama cristata (Red-legged seriema) is the source of this 1014-nucleotide messenger RNA. RefSeq names its product alpha-2-macroglobulin-like protein 1. The record is from RefSeq and is a predicted model, not a curated record. Gene Ontology annotation, molecular function: endopeptidase inhibitor activity. The transcript is spliced from 6 exons. Bases 55 to 1014 code for a protein of 319 amino acids. Lineage: Eukaryota; Metazoa; Chordata; Aves; Cariamiformes; Cariamidae.
GGACAGUAUAGUGGGGCUUUCAAUGUCACUCUGCCCAUUGACCUCAUUUCACCCAUGGCUACCCUCUUUGUUUACACUUCCUUUCCUGAGGGACAAGUGGCAGCCGACACCUUCAGUCUGAAAGUCUCCAAGUGCUUCAGGAACCAUGUGAAGCUCGGCUUCUCAGACACAGUGGCUCUCCCAGGAUCAGCUGUCCGUCUCCAUUUGCAGGCUGCACCAGGCUCCCUAUGUAGCAUCCGUGCUGUAGACCAGAGCGUCCUUCUUCUGAGGCCAGAGGCUGAGCUCUCCAGGGAUAGUGUGUACAAUAUGUUCAGCUCUUCUCAGGAGUACCCCAGGACCCUCACAGACUCUUACAGUGACUACUGUACUAUCCAUAAGAGCCCAGGAAUCAUCGUUUCCCCUCAGACCACCCUUCCACCAGGAACAAUGUCACCAUUCGUGUACAACAGAUACUCUUAUGCAGUGUCCCAACCAGAUGUUUAUGAACUUCUAAAGAAUUCCGGUCUAACAUUUUUAACCAGCCUUAAAAUCAAGUCUCCAAUUGAGUGCCGCACCCAGACCACUUUCUACUACGACUACAUGUCUUAUGGCGAACUGGCAGACUUGGACAACUUGGACCCAGAAACAGAUGCUGCUGUUGAACGUGCUGAGUCAGAGCACGUUGAGCUGGGUAGCGAGGCAGGGCCAGUACGUACCUGGUUUCCAGAGACAUUCAUCUGGACUCUGGUUCCCAUCAAUGAUUCAGGGGCUGCUGAGCUAGCUGUCACAGUACCCGACAGUAUCACAGACUGGAGAGCCAUGACCUUCUGCACCUCAGAGAGCCAUGGGUUGGGAAUCUCAGAGACCACCAGCCUGCGGAGCUUCAAGCCCUUCUUUGUGGAACCCACCUUGCCCUAUUCUGUCUUCCGGGGAGAAUCAUUUCCCCUGAAAAUCAAAGUCUUCAGCUACCUGAAGCAGUGCAUGGUGGUGAGUGGCUCCCUCCAGGAUGGUUUUGGGCAGGUGGAUGUGUGGUAA